UCACCUGUCAUUCGUGCGAAGAGGCUCGACCGGGAAGAUCGCGGCAUAAAUUGUUCAGUGUGUAUAUGCUACUUAUUUAACAAACGCGAUCAUGUUUUCACAUUUAUUAGAAUUAGCGCUUAUCGAUUCGCACGAUUAAUUAAUUCGUACGACAUAUUAGAAUAUCGCGGUGAUGCGCAAUAAUAAAAUUCCUCGAAAACAUGUGAUAUUUGUUGACAAUCGACGAGUGAUUCCAGCGAUUUUUAUACUUGUAUUAGUUGUUUUUUGUAUGUCUAAUAUAGUAGAAUGUGCGAUUAAUGUCGAUGUGCGUAGUAUCUCGUAAUUAUCGCAUUUUGCAAAAUUAUUAGUGCGCGCACGCUAAUUAAUCGUAUGUUCGUAAUGUGAGCGUUAUGUUUACCAUGAAGUGGCUAAGAACAAACAAGAGAGAAGGAAAAGAUCCGGGAUGAUAUCGAGUGACGACGUACUGAAUAGAAUGGACAUCCUGCUGCGAGACAUGAACGCGCCGUGGCGAUGACAAGUCUGAUCUUGGAGAACGCCGACUUGAACCGACUCUUUCCGAAAUGCCGGCCUAGGGGCGGCCCACCCCCGGGGGCCUCCACGCAGAGCAGCCAGCAGCAGCCGCAUGACAGCCCCUGCCAGACGGAGGCCGCCGCUAUCACCACCGCCACCGCCGCGACCACCGCAACAGCCGCCGCCGCCGCUGUCACCAUCGCCUCCACGUCGACGAGCGUCUCCGCGAUAUCGGACGACAUGAUCGACCUCGAGCGUGACACCUCCGACAGGUAUAGGAAACGAGCGAAUGGCAGAAAAAAAUCAGGUUCGCUGUCCCGUAGGACGGCGAGCGUGGUGCCCAGUUUCACGGUCGAGGGCCAGCUGCCGCACGCCACGAAGCCGCUUUCGUCGAGCUCGUCCUCGGCGUCGGGACGCAGCGAGGAUGCGCCCCAAUACGGGAGUCUGCCGGGUAGCGAUCAUCAGGGACAAUCACAGCAGGAUGACAGCGGACCGGAGGAGAGCCCCGUGUAUAUCCUUACCUCGGCGAAAGGAGGCCCCAGCUAUAAACUCCGGGAUUCGAGAAUUAUAGAAAUUGCUGGUGGUCGAGAAGUAUUCUCACAAAGCAGAGGAAAGGUAGCGGCUAGAAAAUCAAGAUUUCUGGCUGCAUCAAAUUCUAUAAAUAACGAGGACAUUCAAACUGAUAAUAAGUUGUCUGUUAAGAAGAAUAACAAGUCCCCUAGCACACAGACCAUAUGGGAAUUACGAAGCCGAUGUGGUGAAACCAGGAAGCAACGCGCAAAUCGAGAAGUGACAGAGACUGUGUUUGCCUCUGAGGUACACUCGGUGCGACGCAACCCCACAAAAUCCAUUCUGGAUUAUGACUCACCUAAGAGCAACCGUAGCAAUCGCAUAAUUAAUUAUGAUUCAAUUUUGAAUAGCAAUAAUGUAGAAUAUACCAUACCAAAAAGUAUUACCGACCUGGACUAUGGAUUACCAAAGAGUUGCAUAGAUUAUCAAUCAAAUCACAAUACACCUGCGAGAAGUAUGGCAAUUGUCAGUGAUGGUGAAGUUGUGGUUUUUGAUGAUAUCGAUGACAACUGGCAAGGGCUAAGAUUAGAUUUGGCGAGCAAUACGAACCAAAUUACAGCAUCGAGUGUCGACUUGGAAACGGACGAUUCUCAAAGAGGUCGUAUUGCCCCGGAACCACCGAGCUCCAGUGUUGGGAGUACUCCUAGUCCUACAACAGCAUAUCACCGCAAUACUUCAGAAUUUUUCAAAGUUGUUACACCAGCGAGCGAUUGCGAGGCAGAUUCCCCAUCUCCAGAACGUAAUCAUAAAGUUGCGAGGGUCAUUGGUGAAUUACCAAUAGCUCAGUAUUCUGGCAGUCCGAGGCGUUAUGGAGUUCGUGAAAAUACACAGCUUCCUAGCUUAUUAUCGUCGCCUUCAAUGUAUAUGACACCAAGGCCUGGUUUUCCGCAAAGAGUAUUACCAACAACGCCAAAUCAUAAUGAGAAGGAAGAUACUUCUGGAGAAAUCAUUAUAGACAAGACUGUGAUAGAAAAUACUAGCAUCGAAGAUCAGCCCAUCGAUCCUUCAAGUCCAUCACCAAAGGCGGAAGAUGAAGAGGAGGAUUCUUUAAAACCGUCGACUUUGCCUGCUGAUAAUAUAAGCAGUCUCGUUUCGCCAGGAGGUAGUACUUUCGACUAUCUGUACGAAUUCUCAGAAACGCGGAAAGUAUUAGAAGAAUUCUUCAAAUGCCCGGCGCCGACGAAAGAAAAAGAGAACAAUAUAGAAUCUUUUCCUUUUCAAGAUCUUGAUUAUGAAUUACGAAGGCAAGGAGGAAGUGCAUAUGUUGGUCAACGAUUAGCUAGUGGUCCACCAGUAACGGAGGAGGUUAUGGUACAUGAAUCUCCAAAGAAGCAACGAGCGGAAUAUCCUCAAAAUGCGGGUGAACACGAAAACAAUUUUCUAGACCUCUCGGUAGGUACCGGUAGCAGUGAAGAUCUCGGAGAGACCGAGGUUGGUUUGCAAGUAGGGCACUCGCGUAAUUUCACGCUGAGUCCCGAGACAACCGACUGCGACAGCAAUUGCGGGGACUUGGAUAGCGAAGUGUCCCUCAUGAUGAUGGACAACGAAUUAAUGCCGGCAAGUGGCCUUCUCGGAUCGGUCGGCGAUCUGGGGAAUAAUUCGGAUUCCUUGAGAAUAUACACCAGCAUGCCGGUAUUAGAGGACGGUCUGUCUAGCGGUCAUGCGAGCGACACCGACAACAAUAAUCCUACUGUGAUGCUUAUGAAACGGCAGAUAAACGAAAUAGAGAAAGAGAUUAUACAGAGAACGCGUAACGACAUGUUAGGCACAAACGAAAACGACUCCGGAAAAGACGUUGGUCUGAAUGUAACAAAGGAUAUUUUACACACGUUGAAGACCACGUCGUCCCCCGAUCUGUUUAUCGCCAAGAAGGAGAAUUCGUACGACACGAACGAAUUGCAGCUCGACGGAUUGGAUCCACUGGGCACCCCGCCGCCGCCGGCGCCUCAGGGACGGCAAAGUGUAAACUUGGAGGUCAACUGUGGCGAGGUGGAAGCGGCUAUCAAAGACAUCAGGAUGGCGCUACAAAGGACUAAAACUCUCCCUGUGAAAUCUCCGUCCGAAGAUCCGCCGGAACCGAGCGUCAGUCCGAUAUGGAUACCAAGUAUAAUGGAUGGCAGGCGCAGACUCUGCAUGGAAAACAAUAGCGAGGAAUCCGAUGCGCGUCGCAUAGGCGAUGACGGUGACGUGGAGAUCGAGGAAUGUCCGGAUGAAGAGGAAGCGGAUACCGAUCUUGAAACAGAUCGACUACUCGGACAACAAAGAACGGACGAUCAAGGAUUUUAUGAUGAUAAGGGGUGGAGGAAGCCUAAGACUAGGACAAUGUUACCGCCAAUGAAUGCGAAAGUCGCUACACCAAAGCAAACCCCUCCCAAAACCUUGAGUGUCGCCCCGAUAGAAACGCUAGCGCCUUCCGAGCCCGUACCCUCGACGUCUACCUCGAUCUCCCCACCUCCCGUAGUGUCCGUUAUACAAUCGUCGUCUUCUAACGAGUGCGAAGUAGCCACUCCCGCGCAACCCACGUCGAGUCCGCAGAAGACCCCAGUCAAAAACUCUCCCUCAUCCCCUCAGAGCCUCAAGGAAUCCAACAACAAGGUGAAAAAGGAUAAGGAAGGAAAAAAGAAGAGCAGAAACAAAGAAGAUUUAUUGGACGAUCCGUCAGUAUUGAUCGAAGGUGUUCUGUUCCGCGCGAGGUAUUUGGGAUCCACGCAAUUGGUAUGCGAGGGUCAACCGACCAAGUCGACUCGAAUGUGUCAAGCGGAGGAAGCUGUUUCCAGGAUAAAGGAUGAUGGGCCGAUGCAGGCAACGCUCUUAAACUAUGGGGGGCAGCAUGGGUAUGGUCGCUGCAGCAUUGCCUCGCAAGGAAGCCUAGAGGAGGACGAGUGCGACUCAAGCGAAGAACUUAUAGGAAGCGCUUCUGGUGGGGGCCAGUCCGAGUCUCACGCGCUUGGGGCGAACCACCAGCCGAAACUGGCCCCGAUCAGUGGCUGCUUGGGGCCCACGACCGUUUUCAGACUACAAUUUCUCGGGUCGGUGGAGGUGGAAGAGGAAGGGGGACGUAAACGGCGUAAGCGCCUUAAGAACCACAUGGUGGAGGAGGCUGUGACAAAGAUCAAGGCAUUGGCACCAGACGGUGACACUCAGCCAAGUACGGAAGUAGAUCUGUUCAUAUCGACGGAAAAGAUUAUGGUUCUCAAUACUGAUCUGAAAGAAAUCAUGAUGGACCACGCGUUGCGCACUAUUUCGUACAUUGCCGAUAUCGGUGAUCUGGUGGUGCUAAUGGCGCGACGACGCUUUGUGCCGCACGAAAUGGAAGAAGUACCAAAAAUUAAUCGUACUCCGAAGAUGAUCUGUCACGUUUUCGAAAGUGAGGAAGCUCAAUUUAUAGCACAAAGUAUUGGACAAGCGUUUCAAGUAGCUUACAUGGAGUUCCUAAAGGCAAACGGGAUAGAAGACCAUAGUUUCGUUAAAGAAAUGGAUUACCAAGAAGUGCUCAAUUCGCAAGAGAUAUUCGGCGACGAGUUACAAAUGUUUGCCAAGAAAGAGAUGCAGAAAGAGGUAGUGGUGCCGAAAGCGAAGGGGGAGAUCCUCGGUGUCGUAAUCGUUGAAUCUGGAUGGGGCUCGAUGCUGCCAACCGUAGUCAUAGCAAAUCUGGCGCCGGCCGGUGCCGCCGCUCGUUGCGGACAGCUUAACAUUGGCGAUCAGAUAAUAGCGAUUAACGGUGUAUCAUUGGUCGGUUUGCCUCUGUCCACGUGUCAGACUUACAUAAAGAACUCAAAGAACCAGACAGUCGUGAAGCUGACCGUCGUACCGUGUGCACCAGUCGUCGAAGUGAAAAUCAAGAGACCUGAUACCAAGUAUCAGUUAGGAUUUAGUGUACAGAACGGAGUGAUAUGUAGUCUAUUGAGAGGCGGCAUCGCCGAACGGGGUGGAGUUCGGGUCGGUCAUAGGAUAAUUGAGAUCAAUAAUCAGAGUGUUGUCGCUGUACCGCAUGAAAAGAUUGUUAACCUUCUGGCUACAUCAGUGGGAGAGAUUUUGAUGAAAACGAUGCCCACGUCGAUGUUUAGACUAUUAACCGGCCAGGAGUCUCCGGUGUACAUAUAAAAGCGUUCAGUUGCCUGGCUGAUGCGUAGUGAACAGACAAUACAUCCGCCAUCCACUACCGUACACUAUUCGCUCUACUCUAUCUGUACAGAUUAUUCUACGCAAGUCUAUGCUUUGUGUUUCGAUUCUCAUUGGGACAAUUCGAUACAUUCACCAGCUCCUGCUUAGUAAACAAGAUUACAUAGGUACGUCGCAGAAAUGUUAUUAAAUAUUUACUCAAGCAUAAUUUAUAUGAUUAUCGUAAGAUAUAUAUAUAUAUAUAUAAUAUUAAUGAGAUUCUCUAUAACAUAAAUAUGUUUUCUUCAAGUUUAGUGGGAGAGAUAUCUUUUUUAAUAUUUCUUUCAUAAUAUCAGAGUUUAUUACUUGAAUAUUAUAUAAAAAUUAAGACAAAAUUUUGACUUGUUAACAAUCGAAUAAAACGAUAAAAAAGUAUAUUUUUCUUUUAGAAUUUUAGUAUAUAUAACACUCUGUGUUACAGAGAAUCGCAUUAUUUGCGCCAAGGAAGAUGAUAGGUGAUGCAAACUAUGCAGUUGCACAUGAUUAUAAAUAGCACAAAGCUCUUUACUGACAGCUGGAGCAGGGCUGGAAUUGUAUAUUACGUAGUUUAAUGACAUAGUAAUAUUUAUAAAAAGGAUCUCCCUCUCUAUCUCUCGUCUGGGAGAUACUUUAAGAGUUGAAGCGUUUAUUUAAUCUUUUUUAUCUUUAAAAGGCUGGCGAAUACUUGCGGCUUGGUGCCCAAUGGUGUUAAUUAAUUUGUACUAAAAUUACUAUCUAUUGUAGUAAACUUGGGAUGCGUAAAUCUCGUGAUAAAUAACGCUAUAGUAAUUAUAUAGAAGAGCGCAGUAAACAAGAUCUUUUUUUUAAACAAGUAAUUCCUUUUUACAAGAUCAUCAAAAUAAUUUUUUGCAAAGAUAAAUGACUUGUUACAAAGAUGAUCCAUCAAAUGGGUCUUGUAUGCCUACAUAUUACUUAUUCGACGCUAUCCUAUAAUACUCGGCUGUAUAUGAAGGUGAAAACUGUAACGUAGCACAUUUUAGCUACAUUGAUAUUAUUUUUCGAUAUUUGAAAAUCUUUCAAUUUGUAUAAUAAUCCUCAGAAUUUAUUGCCGCCCACAAAAAAUUGGACAAAUUAAAAAAAACUCAAGUUUUAUUUACCUCGAAUAUUGUUAUAAAUGCAAAAUUUCUUAACGAACAUAUAAUUACGUUAUGUUACACAUUUCUAGGAAAAAAUAUGUGACUUGUCUUUUUCUUUUUUGCAAAUGUAGUAAACUACAAGUUUGCAAAAAAUUAAAUUGUCACGUAAGUUGCAUUGAUCAUUUGCUUCUUCGAGCAUACAUUGAUAAAUAUUGAGAAAUGGCUGUGUAUUUAAGGAUCUAGAUUUUAUAGAUAUAAGAUUUCACUCGAUUUAGGCACUUUAGAAUAGGGAUUUCUAAACUUUUGAAUCUUACAUUUCCUCUUUAACCCCUCUCUCUGUAUUUAUCUAUCUCUUUUUUAAUAUUUUAGAAACUCUUAUAUUCUAAUCUCUCACUCUCUUCAAUAGAAACUCAACAUUUUUAUUGAAUUCUUCAUUUAAAGUUCACUUGUAACUUCUAAAAGUUCAGAAUAAGCUAUUGAAAUAUCUGAUUGACAUUUUUUUCAUAUCUUAUUAAAUAUCUUCACAUCUUCCAAAAUUUUCUUGCACGUUCCAAUUUGAGAAAUGAUAAUUUCAAAUAAUCUUAUUUUGUAGAUUCCUGCGAAAAAUUGAUAAAAACCGAUCAAGAAACGAAUAUUCUUCACUAAUAGAUCUUCGACUAUCAAUUCACAAAGAUAGUGUAGUAAUAAUAAAAAAAAAUACUUAUAUAUUUAUAGACGCGCAUCUCUUAUUCAUAUCAGCUUGCAGUAAGUCUUCACUUUAACAUGUAUAAUAUGUAAAUUGUUAUUCAAUUUAAUAUGGCUUUUCUCAUUGCAUAGGCAUACAAAGUGAAUUCUAGCUCUAAUCCCGAUUUAUAACUACGUCAAUGGAAAAUUUUUUCUAAAAUAUACAGACUGAUGACUUCUAUGUGUAAUCCAAUAAGAUACAAUUAUCCAAUCCUGGAACUCUCGCCGGAGUCGUACUGCUAGAAAGAAAAAAAACGUGUUCUCUUCUAUAUAAAUACUAUAUGUUACAAUAAUCUAAGUUUUAUCUAUUUUUGCUGAAGAUUUCUCACCUUCGAGCUAUUCUGCUUCAAAUAUCAAGAAGUGUGCGAUGAUACAAAUUUUGAGAUUCCUGAUGUCUGAUAAAAUUUCAAUGCCAAAGUACAUUAAGUAGUGAGGCGAGACAGGGGAUAGCAAAGUAUGCAUAAUUUUCAACAAAAAUUAUUCAAACUUUAUUUAUGAAUGUUUGUGUAUAUGUGAGUGUAUGUGUGUGUACAACUACCUAAUUACCUAUUAAAAUGGCAUAUUCUGAUUUGCAAGAAAAUCAAGCUUAUGUAUUAUCUUCACUUCUGAUAUCAUUCAGAGUGUUUGAAGAAGAGGGAAUUCAGGAUUUGAUAGUUCAGAGCAGACGCCCAAUUAUUUGUAAAAAAAAUGUCUAAUUAACAUAGAUCGAAAAAAAAUAACUUUUUGGAAAUAAGCAGAUUAUUCUUUAGUAUUAAACUAUAUUAUAACUUUUUAUCAAACCUGAAAAUUAUUUGCGUUUUAAGAUAGAAACAAUUUUCAAUUUUGAUAAUAAUUUUUCAAUUUAUGUAUCAAUUAGACAUAUUUUCGUCAGUUUAAUGAACGCUUUACUCUCAGAGCUCUGAUUUCUUCAUCAUUAAACACGCUGUACAAGUCAUGGAAUUUAUGUGUUCACAUAGUGUCAUAAUAUAUGUGUACUAAAGAAAAAAGUCAUACUUGUCUAAAUACGACGAAAAACGUUAAUUUUCUAAUAAAUAAAUUAGUUUUUAAUUUUUUGGAAGAUUAA
Molecule: messenger RNA, 8103 nt
Organism: Nylanderia fulva
Lineage: Eukaryota; Metazoa; Arthropoda; Insecta; Hymenoptera; Formicidae
Source: RefSeq, a predicted model, not a curated record